This is a messenger RNA of Vanessa atalanta (red admiral), 546 nucleotides long. It is a transcript of the gene CPR72, whose product is annotated as larval cuticle protein A2B-like. The transcript has 2 exons. Lineage: Eukaryota; Metazoa; Arthropoda; Insecta; Lepidoptera; Nymphalidae. Bases 31 to 546 code for a protein of 171 amino acids. Gene Ontology annotation, cellular component: extracellular matrix. The record is from RefSeq and is a predicted model, not a curated record.
UCGGAUCCUUUUAUCGAGACCAUUUGCAACAUGCUUCAGGUCCUGGUAUAUUCUUUUGUAGUAAAUGGAAUUUUAAGCAUAAUAGUUACAGACCCCCCACCAACGAGCACAGAGUACAACUACUGGUACGACAUAGUUGAUCCCUCUACCGGUGACGCCAAAAGUCUUCACGAAUUUAGACAAGGUGACGUUGUUAAAGGUUCGUAUUCCGUUAUAGAUCCUGAUGGAACAAAACGGAUUGUUGACUACACCGCUGAUUCUAAAAACGGAUUUAAAGCGAUUGUUCGUAAUGAACCCUUUACUUCGAACCAACUGCAGAACAAGCGGCAUAUGAAUUAUAAUCCAAAUAAUGUACAUAAUUUUGGUGGGAAUGGUUACAUAUAUCCUGUUCCGUAUUUAAAAAAAAUGGUAUCCCCAAAAUUUUCAUUGAAUCGAUUUGUUCAAAAUGAUCAAACGACUUAUUUUACUCCUGGCAAUGGUACGUCAUCUGAACGUCUCAACUUUAACCAGGGAGAAUAUUUUAUGCCAAAUUAUAUGCAUAAUUAA